AUGGGCGAUAGCAGCAUCACUGGCGGCGAUAUGGCAGCGCCCUCGAAGAUCGAAAGCCUACCGGAGGGUACCCCCAGCUCGAUCGAGUCAACACCCGAACCAGAACCCGGCGCGGAGCCCUCCAACGAACCGGUUCAACCUCAGAAGCGUAAAGGUGGACGCAAGCCGAUAUAUGCUACAUCCGAAGAGCGUAAGCAGCGCAACAGGCAAGCUCAGGCUGCCUUUCGUGAACGGCGUACGGAGUACAUCAAGCAGUUGGAAGCAACCAUCAAGCAGAAUGAAGAUCAGCUGGCCACCCUCCAGCAGAAUCACCGUACGGCGGCCGAUGAGUGCCUCAUGCUGAGGUACAAAAACUCUCUUUUAGAACGAAUAUUGCUGGAGAAGGGCAUCGACGUUCAAGCGGAGCUUCAGAUGAAGUCUGCUAGUCCAGUGCUGGGUCCCGGUUUCAUGACCCAUGGCGUUGGGCUACCACAUGUUCAGCAGCCGCCAUUGCAGCGCACUGCUCUACAUAGACAGCAGGCCAGACGAUCUGCAACUCAGCCAUUUCUUCCUAAGCUCGCUCCUGGACAGACAAGUGUGGACAUGGCUUAUGCGCAAUCCUCACCCCUUGCACAUCCAACACCUUCGUCACACACAUCCUCGCCCUCGGCGGUGUCCACGCGAUCCCCCAUGGCUGUACACCAAGCAGGGAUGCCUUCGCCAGCCCCUGUUCCAGUCACUCAGCCGCAGGCACAGCACUUUGCGAAUUUUACACGCCCGUCGCAACAGCAAUCUAACCAGGCUUUGUACCAAGCGCAGCAGCAGCAAGUCGGCGCCCAGCGACAAGCUCAGCGAUCUGCAACGAACUACCACAGCAGCGGCAUGUCAAGCGCGUCGGCUGGUAGCCACCACAGCGCCAAUCAUCCCGGGCAAGGCGGCAACCCGGCUACCACAGGGCCGUUGGCAUCGACUUUCUACCCAAGCCCCUUCCAAAAGCAUUUUGAUCAGCUCGACCAGGAGUACGAUACUCAGCAAACCCGAUCGAUGCUCGACGAACCCGACGUCGAAGACCUUGGUGCACCUCACUCGCCCGUCCUGCAUGGAACCUAUCCGCCGCAGUUCGAACAUUCGCAAGGGCAACAGCAUCCCAACUUUUAUCCUCAGGCGAGAGGAGGCAUGGCGACGGCGCAGUCGCGGCAGACACCACCGCAUACGCAGUACGAUCAGCCCCAGAUGAUUCACCCGACGAGCCACCCGACAGCUGCAGAAGGCCACUUCGACGUGGACCAGAAUGACGCCAUGCUCGAUACUGACCCUUUUAACAUGGGUCCAAAUUUACACUACCCUAAUGCUUACACCUACGACCAGCACCAGCAACGUUAG
Messenger RNA from Ramularia collo-cygni, 1362 nucleotides. RefSeq lists its product as uncharacterized. The coding region runs from base 1 to 1362 and encodes 453 amino acids. The record is from RefSeq and is a predicted model, not a curated record. The transcript is spliced from 5 exons. NCBI's taxonomy places the organism in Eukaryota, Fungi, Ascomycota, Dothideomycetes, Mycosphaerellales, Mycosphaerellaceae. Gene Ontology annotation, cellular component: RNA polymerase II transcription regulator complex. Gene Ontology annotation, molecular function: transcription cis-regulatory region binding; DNA-binding transcription activator activity, RNA polymerase II-specific.